Messenger RNA from Sceloporus undulatus (fence lizard), 2317 nucleotides. RefSeq names its product trophoblast glycoprotein-like. Gene Ontology annotation, cellular component: plasma membrane. The record is from RefSeq and is a predicted model, not a curated record. Gene Ontology annotation, biological process: negative regulation of canonical Wnt signaling pathway. Lineage: Eukaryota; Metazoa; Chordata; Lepidosauria; Squamata; Phrynosomatidae. Gene Ontology annotation, molecular function: protein binding. Bases 178 to 1293 code for a protein of 371 amino acids. The transcript is spliced from 3 exons.
AGAAGGGAGGCUGAGGCUUGCUUUAGGACUGGAAGAGAAAGAAAAGGGCUUUGGAUCCCAGAGAAGGAGAAAGGGAUCUGGGAAGAGAAGAACAGCUGGAGAGUAGUCCUCAACUUGAAGAGAAAGAGAGAAAGAAAGAAGCACCCAGCAUCCUUUGUCAACGGAGGUGUGUUGGAAAUGACCCCGUGGGAUGCUCCCGGCGCCAUUCUGGGCUCCUGGGGGCUCUUCUUCCUGGUCCUUGUGCCUCUUUCUUGCCAGUUGUGCCCCAUCCCCUGCGAAUGCUCAGAACCAGCCCGAACGGUGAAGUGUGUCCAGAAGGAGCUGACCACCAUCCCAGCUGGCAUUCCCAGAUACACUCGCAACCUCUUCAUAACCGGCAACCAGAUCACCCACAUCGGCAGCCAGGACCUCAGUGGGCUGCCUAAUCUGGUGACGCUCUCAUUGGCCAACAACAGGAUCAAUGCUGUGGAGUCACAGGCCUUCUCUGCUCUCCAGCACCUAAGAUACUUGGACUUGAGUCAUAAUGACUUGACCACCAUCCAUCCAGAUGCUUUCAGUGCUAAGAACAACUCCAUCCAAGAACUAAACCUUAGCUAUUCGCUGUACAACUCCUCUGCCAUUCGCCCUGUGGCAACUGCGCUUGCCCAAGGUGGCUUCCAGAACCUCUCCAGGCUAGAGCUCACCAGCAAUGAGAUUGUCUAUUUGCCAUUCCGCAUGUUGUCAAGCCUCUCCAAACUGGAGCACUUAGACCUGAGGAAUAAUUCCUUAGUGGACAUCAGGAACUCCACUUUUUCUGCCCUUGACUUAAAAUAUCUUGACUUGACCAUGAAUGCCUUCAAAACCUUGAGAAGUGAAGCAUUAUCUGCCCUUAGCAGGCAGCAUCAUCUUCGCCUUUUCUUGAAGGACAAUCCUUUUGUUUGUGACUGUGACAUUGAAGACCUUGUGAGCUGGCUGAACCAAAGCCAGCAGGUAGCAGACACGGAAAAACUCACCUGUGCCUUCCCUUGGUCUCUGAAAAACACAUCACUGGUAGAGCUGGUAGGGGCAAAUCUAGACUGCCACUUCAACCAACAUGGAGAAAAUGCUCUUCAUACCUCCUAUGCUGCCCUCGGUGUGGUCCUAGGCGUCAUUGGAGUCAUCUUCCUCUUUGUGCUUUACCUGAAUCGGAAGGGCAUCAAAACAUGGGUAAACACUGUAAGGGAUACCUGUCAGAACUUGAUGGAUGAGUACCGCUAUCAUUAUGAAAUUAAUUCAGAUCACCGCAUUACACAAGUCUCCACACUGGACAUAUGAAGCUGUCUGUCUCUUUUUGGAGGCUUGUCAAGGUUUGUACUGGUGUUGCUUCCAUUAAUGAUUUGGAAGCAUUUAUCUUUCUUUGGGACAGAGUCUGCUGCUGAGAUAUACCUUCUGCUCCACUUUAAAACCAAGCCUUGUAAGGCAGAUAGUCUUGUGGAUUAGACUUGGGUGAGUGUGAAUUCAAAGGAUAGUUUUUUCUUCAUCAACAUUAGGCAGAAGGUUUGACUCAUUUAAAUGUAAACGUCGGGGGAAAUUGUUCGGUUCCAGAUGUCAGCUCUGCACACGAUUUAAAAAAAAUAAUGUCAAAUUUCUGAAGUGCCAUCACAGAUAUUUAUACUCCUGGAAGCACAUGUGUGUGGGAGUUUUUCCAGUCCAGGUGUUAACUGUGUCUUGUUUCAACACAACAGUUUAUCUGUUUUGUUCAUUAAGGAACUGGUCCCUGGGAUUCUGUAUCACACGUGGCUGAAUAACCUUGGUCUUAUUUGGUAGAAGCAGACAAGAUGAUGGAAAUUAGCUGUUGUUUUGAAAGUCCUUGCCAACCUUUUUGUAUCCUCUUCACUUCAUAAGGACAAUUGUAGCCAACUGGCAGUUGAGUAUUGGACUGGGGCUAGGGAGAUCCAGGUUCUAUUCCCUACUGAGCCCUGAAACUCUAUUGAAAUCUCUCAGCCUAGCCUACCUCACAGGGUUGUUGUGAGGAUAAAGUGGGGAGGAGGGGAGCCAUGCACAUUGCCUUCAGUUAAAUGGAGGGAAGAAAGGAUUUUAAUGUAACAAACAAACAAAUAAAUUUCCUUCAACAGCUACUUCUUGAUCUUAGCUGAUCUACAAGUUCUGAGAUAAUGUGAAGAAAGUGGGGAAAUGCUGCUUUAGAGCAGAAAUUUCCUACAAGUAGGAAACACGCAAGCUGAGGAGGUAGUCUAUAAAAGAAUACUUCUCCCUAGAUUUUUGCCACACUAAAGAAUUAAUACAGCUCGACACUGCUUUAAUUACUGUGGCUCCAUCCUAUAUAACUCCUGGGAUUUGU